UUUUUUAUGGCUUCCACGACGGACCAACUAGACAUUCCAGAGAUCCCGGAAGAAGGAUUUUCACCAUCAGAACAUUCACAAUGUUAUUCUGACAUGUCUGACACAGAAGUACAAGAGCCAGCAGGCUCACCAGACUUCUACUCUGCAAAAACGUCUAUGGCGAGUACACCCACUACAGAUUAUUUUCCAGACAGCGAAGAAGAACUUUACGAUGAUGAACCCAGUGAUCUCCCUGCUAUUCCAAUAAACUAUAACCGGGGCCGUCGCACGUCUGUAAGUGCCGAAUCAAUGGCACCUAGCCAGGAUAAAGAUUAUGUCAAAAUUUAUAUUCCAAAAACACCGGAACAACGGAAACGAAUAGAAACAUCGAUCGCCAAUAAUUUUUUGUUCAAAAAUCUUGAUGAAGAGCAGUAUAAAGAUGUGAUUGAUGCGAUGGUAGAAAAGAGGGUCGAUAAAAAUGAAGAGAUUAUUAGCCAAGGUGGUAUCGGAGAUUUCUUUUACGUUGUGGAGACUGGUACAUUUGAUGUUUACGUCACCAAAAAUGGAUCUGCUCCAGAGUUAGUACAUCAUUAUGAAGCUGGUGGAAGUUUCGGAGAGCUGGCUUUAAUGUACAAUGCUCCACGUGCUGCAACUGUUGUUACUACAUCAGAUGCUGUUCUUUGGGCUUUAGAUAGAGUAACUUUUAGACGGAUUCUUAUGGAAAACACUUCUCGCAAGCGAAGAAUGUAUGAAUCAUUUCUUGAGGAGGUUCCAAUUUUGAUUUCAUUGGAACCUUAUGAACGACACAAGAUUGCUGAUGCCUUGGAAUCCUUGUAUUAUGAAGAUAAUCAGUUGGUUAUUAAACAAGGAGAUAUAGGUAACAGUUUUUAUCUUAUAGAAUCUGGUGAAGCUCGGGUAACGAAAGUGGACGAAGAUGGUGUUGAGCAUGAACUUCCCGGUCUGAAUAAAGGAGACUACUUUGGAGAACUUGCUCUGCUCAAUAACAAGCCUCGCGCUGUAAAUAUCCGAGCUAAAGGUCGAUUAAAGGUUGCUACAUUGGGCAAAAAAGCCUUUGUCCGGUUGUUAGGUCCAGUUGUAGACAUCCUUAAAC
This is a messenger RNA of Racocetra persica, 1090 nucleotides long. The record is from the annotation of a GenBank genome assembly. Lineage: Eukaryota; Fungi; Glomeromycota; Glomeromycetes; Diversisporales; Gigasporaceae.